UGGCAUUCUCUUUUUACUUAUAAAAAAUAUAUUUUUGGCGGGAAGAUAUGAAAUUUAACUGUAAUAUUAUAAAUUGAUAGUUCAUGGAUGAUUUAGUGGUUGCGUGGUAUUUCGGUGUUUGUAUGAUUUUAUUAAUUGCCAAUUUCCUCUGUUAGGGAUUAAGACUUCGAUCUUGUCGCUUAGAAAAAAAUCAAACUUCGUAAAUUUAUAGUGUAGUUUAACUAACACUAGUGCUGUAAUGCAUUAAGUAAUCACUACGUUACUCUAAUAUUAGACUGUAUUGUAAUAAACGUAAAAAAUAAAAUACUUGUUUUAUGUAGGUACACGCAUUGGAAAUAGGAAGGGAGGGAACUAUUAGUAGAUUUUAUUGUAUUGUCAAAUCAACUUCUACGUAGUUCUCUUUGUAACUAUUUGUCAUUGUAGAUCAACUGACUUACCCGAUUUUAUAUCACUUAUUAUCACUUACUGUUACGCCACUAGUAUAUAUUACAUAUAUAUAGCACAGGCGUGGUUUUAAAUAAGUUUUCGUUUAAUAAAAAAUAGAGUAGAUAAUCCUUUCCUAAAUUGUGGCUUAGUUUUGGGUUUUAUGCUGUAUUUAUGCUUCUUUUGCACUUCUUUCGUACUAACAGAAUGCGUAAUCGUCAAAUAUUGUAUUUAUUGUAAAUGUAUUGAUUCUAGUAUUGUUAUACAUUUUGUUUGUCUGUAAAUUUAUGGGAAAUAUAGAUUAAAACCUGCAGGUUAUAAAGUGAAAUAAAAAAAAGAAAAAAAAACACGAAAUUUGAAUUUGGAUUUUUCAUAGUUUUAAAAUUUCAACAAAAUAUCAAUAAUGCGUUUGGCAUGCCACAUCUGUUUUGUUAUUGAAAUUGGACUAAAGAUUUAAACCAAAUAAUGUCUGGGAAAGUUGCGGAUCCUUCGCCAGAAGCUGAAGUAAGUGGGGUGCCACCGGAUACCAAUGUGGAACAGGCUGAAGAUGUAGCAGAAACUGCAGCAAAACUAGACGAACUGUCUCGGAGGAUGUCGCGGAAGGAAUCUGCGUUUUCACAACCGAUAGACGAUGGAGAGAGGGUAGAAGUAGAUAGAACUGCACUUGAAGCCAUACUCGAUGUCGGGUCUCGACUUCAAGAUAUUCAAAAAAAGAGUAAAGUUUCCAUGAGUACGCUAGCAUUGGCUCAUGAGUCUUAUAAAGACAAGCAAGCCAAAGCAAAGGAAGCCCGUAAUAAUCGAAUAGGAGGUCUUAAAACUCAGCAUAGAUUUUUAUUGGAAAAUGUAGCAGCGAUAUUAAAUAAAAGCACUGAAUAUGUUUUGGAAGGAGUGUUUGAUGCAGAUAUUCACAUAGAUCUUUUAGAAAGUGCUGUUGCUGAAGGUGGAAGAAAUUGUAUAAUUCUUUGCGAUGCUUUGUUGCCGCCACUAAAAAUGGAAUCUGGGCGGUUUAUUCACAAUCAGAAAACAAAGAUGGAGCGUACAUAUCUAUCUGAUGUGUCCACUAUAGCUACAGAGGGCAUGUGUGUGGCUAUGUAUAGGAUCAGGAACAAACUUAUUGAUACAAAGAAUGUCGCUGAUGAUUAUUAUUUGGUAAUGUUUGAUAUGAAUCAAGAAACAGAAAAUGUAGUGUCUGGUAUAUAUAAGACGUUGAACCGUGUGUAUGUACCUGCUUUACAAGCUUGUAAAGCUUGGGGUGACAUCAAUCCUCCAAACCCUAAGAGUGCAGAUAUUAUCAAGUACUACAAAUCAAAGAUAAUGUUAUUUAUUGACUAUCUUGCAAAAACCAAAGUAGAUUUAGAUUGUUGUACGAAAUUCAAUAUAAACCUGAUAUUGUAUGAAGAUGAAUUGUCUGAUCAGGAUAAAAUGAAGUUAGCAAUAACAAAAACACACGUUCUGGAAGAAAUUUGUAGUUAUGUCAAGCAAUGGGUCAGACAAAUUACCAUGGUAUUGGUACAAAGUCAGCAGCUGCGACGUGAACCUUCCAAUAUAGGUCCUUUAGCGGAGUUAGAUCAUUGGCGUCGUCAGUUGACCACAUUUACUUCAAUAAUAGAACAUAUAAAUAGUGAUCCUUGCCAUAUGUAUAUACAUACGUUGAUCCGAGCGAAAUCUAAACUUAUAAAGAAAUGGCGAUUAUUGGAUAAUCAAGUUACCGAUUAUUAUAAUGAGGCAUAUGAUAACGUAAAAUAUUUGUAUGCUUUAGAAAAAUAUUGCGAACCUUUGUAUAGGUGUGAUCCAGUUACUAUGCAGCAAUACAUACCUGGUUUAAUAUAUACAAUUCGAAUGAUAUUCGCCACGUCGCGCUAUUACAACACUACAAAGCAAAUAUCAACAUUACUGGUCAAAGUUACUAAUCAGAUACUCAAUAUGUGUAUGGACUACUUAACUAAUGGUGGGAAGAAGACUAUUUGGAACCAGGAUAAGUUAAAUUUUAUAAAGAAAGCUAGGUUAUGCCUGAACCUAUAUAACUUUUACCGUGAGUGCUACAGCGAAACUCAGAAAGAAAUGAUGGAAGCUGCUGAUGAGAGACCAUUUGAUUGCUCUGAAAUGUACAUCUUUGGAAAGUUUGAAACAUUCAGAAUAAGAUUGGAAAAGAUUAUAGAUUUAUUUCAAACGUAUAUUACAUAUUAUGUUCUUAAUAAAACUACAUUAGAAGGCAUUGAAGAGUUUGCGACUAAUUUUAAUAAGCUUUUUAAGACUAUAUCUACCAAAACUUAUGAUGCAUUAGAUCACAGGCGGCCUGAUUUUGAUAAAGAUUAUAAAUCAUACAAAGAUGCUGUCGCAGCUCAAGAGUUACUUCUGGAAAAUUUCAUGAUUGCGAGCGUCAACAAAUGUCCAACAACGGAAAUUGCGUUACAAUUGUUGGCACGGUUUGCAACGCUAAAGUUGGAUUGUUUGUAUCUCGAAGAUCAAUAUUAUGAUUUAAUAAGUAAUUACACUGCUGAAAUUGAAUCUAUACGAGAUAGAUAUAAUGAAGAACGUGAAAAUCCAGAGCUUCCAAGGAAUAUGCCUCCAGUUGCAGGUAGAAUCAUGUGGAUUCGAUUUUAUGACAAAAAUAUCAAAGGUCCAAUGGAAGAAUUUAUGAAGCAUUAUGAAGUCAUUACGCAUAUGAAUACACAAAGAUGUAUAAAAUUGUAUAAUGUAAUGUGUAUAGUAUUUACAGAAUUUGAGUUAAUAUAUCAUAAAGCUUGGGCAGAAAAUGUUGGCCAGGUGCGUCUCGGUUUAGUUGCGCCGCUUUUAGUUCGUCAUCCUGUAACGAACAUGUAUAUUGUAAACUUCAGUAUUUAUAUACCGGAGUGUAUUAGAGAAGUGGAGUACAUGUGGCAAUUGGGUCUGAGCGUGCCGGAUGGUGCUCAGAUUGUUGCAUUCUGCAAGGAUAAAAUAUUAGGAAAUUACGAGCGAAUAAAAUAUUUGGUUGAUCGCAACAACCAGAUAAGAAGGAGCAUGCCAAAGUUAUAUUUACCUUUACUUCGAGCACAACUGAUAAAACUUGAGAAAGCAUUUCAACCAGGUCUUUCUACCAUAACGUGGACUUCAUUGGAAAUACCAUCUUAUUGUGACAACAUCGAUGCUGUUUUGGAUGAAGUAGACCUAUUUGUUAAAGAGGUAGUAGAUAUGAAGGAGGCUCGAAUUGAUGCGAUUUUACAGUCUAUUACAAAGACUUUAUUAGUGUACUUGCCAGAACAAGCUAUCGAUCCAGGAGUAUUUUAUGAGGAGAAUUAUCAAAGACGUGAUGACAUAGCAUUGGAUUUACAACAAAAGUCAUGUAAUGCAGAAAUUGCAGUUAUAGAGUUGAUCAAUAAAUUCUUGGAAAGUGUGCCUUCUAAACAGAUUCAAGACUUAAAAGAUAAUUGGUUAGAUAUAGAGAAGGCAUUAAAACAAGUAACAUCAGCUACAAGAGUAUUCCCUGAGGAUGCUGCAUUUCUAGAGAUAGAGAAUCCAGAUCGAUUUGACGUAGUGCCUGUGAUUAACGAAUGCAAUGAACUAUUUGCUUAUUUUGCUACCAAGUGUCUCGAAUCACUUAUAAAAUGCACACGACAGAGUUUAGAUUUAUUGCGGCGACGAGCUUCGGUAUCCAGCUUCCUUACAAUGACGACUGAUCCCGAGGAACAAAAGAAACUCAAACCACUUAUGUUAACAAUGAUGCAUUUGAUGAUUCCUCGCAUUUUGAUAAAACCCACGUUGGAGGAAAUACAGACUUCGUUUUCUCAAGUGGUGUUGAAUUGUAUAAUGGAUAUUCAUCGUAACGUUUAUAUGUGGGGUCAACAAGAGCUGUUAAAAAAGGAGAAAAUGGGAGCACGAUCAUUGUUAAAUAGUAGAAGUAUGAGUGCUGGGUCUAGGUCAGGCUCGAACAUCCUUGGUAUCAGAAGUUACUUCAGAAUGGUCUCUGAGCAUAAAGAUAUCGUUAGAUCUGUAAUGGCUUUACAAGGAAUGAUGUACAUGUUUAAACCGGAUAUCGAGAAGUUAUUAAAAAGCUAUGAAAGAUUCGCUCAUUUGUGGGCCGAAGAUAGAGUACAACAAGUACAAAGUUUUGUGGAUUCUAACCCUCUGAAUGUAAUUAUCAGAGAUAUGCUUAAGAAAUAUGAAGGACAAACUGAGGAAGUACUUAAUUUGCCAGAGCGGCAUAUUAUUGGUUCAAUUCAAAUAAAUAUGGAUAAAAUAAAAUUGGCUUUGCAUGUAGAAUCUAUAGAAUGGAAGCGUAUACUAGGUAAAUUGCUAAGUCGAGCCUACAAAGAGCGUGUGCAAAGACUAAUGCAAUUCAUUAAUGAUCGUAUGAAGACUAUGGGCAAAAAGAUUAAGGAUUUAGACGACGUCAGAGUAGCUAUGUUAUGCCUUGAAUUGAUCCGAGAUGAAUUUAUAGGGAUGGACAUGGAAUUAGAUUUAAUUGAAGAAAGCUAUGCAACAUUUGCGCAAUUUAAUAUUGAUAUACCUAAAGAGGAUGCGGAUAUGGUUUAUGGAUUACGCUAUGCAUUUCAAAAUAUGCUUUUAACUUCGCAGCAAGUACAACAGAAAAUAGUAGAUAUGCAAGGACCUCUUCAGAAAGAAUUGACUGAAGGUGUGGCGACUUUCUUAGAAGAUGUGUUGAAAUUUGACGCCGAUUACGAUGCUUUUGGGCCCAUGACUCCCGGUCUUACUGCCAGAGAGGCUAGUGAUAGAGUUAUCAUGUUCCAAUCAAGAUUCGAUGAUCUAUGGCGACGAUUUGAAAUGUAUUCCAAUGGUGAAAAGUUAUUCGGAAUGGAAGUUAAGGACUAUCCUAUAUUACAUCAAAAGAAGAAAGAAUUUAAUUUACUUAGCAAAUUGUAUAGUUUGUACUUGGCUGUAAUGAACUCUAUCGAUGGAUACUUUGAGACACCAUGGGUUGAAAUCGAUAUUCAACAAAUUAUAGCACAAUUGACAGAAUUCGAUCUUCGAUGUCGUAAAUUACCAAGGGGAAUGAAAGACUGGCCUGCUUUCAUAGAAUUAAAGAAUAAAAUCGACGACUUCAACCAAACUUGUCCAUUACUAGAGCUUAUGGCAGAUAGAUCCAUGAAGGACAGACACUGGAGGAGAUUAGAGAAACUAAUGAAUUGUGUUUUGGAUGUGGAAUCUGAUUCAUUCACGCUUGCGAAUGUUAUGGAAGCACCUCUAUUGAAAAAUAAGGAAGACGUUGAGGAUAUCUGCAUUAGCGCAGUAAAAGAAAAAGACAUUGAGGCGAAAUUAAAACAAGUAAUUGCGGAUUGGGCAGUCGUAGAUUUAACGUUUUCUCCAUUCAAAAACCGCGGCGAGUUGCUUCUCAAGGCGCAGGACACACUUGAUAUUAUUACAAUGCUGGAAGAUUCACUCAUGCUGCUUAAUUCUUUGGCAUCUAACAGAUAUAAUGCACCUUUCAAAAAGGACAUACUUUUAUGGAUUAACAAGUUGGUAAGCACAAGCGAGAUUCUAGAGAAAUGGCUUCAAGUGCAGAAUUUAUGGAUGUAUCUGGAGGCUGUGUUUGUGGGUGGUGAUAUUGCAAAGCAGUUGCCGGCUGAAGCUAAAAGAUUUGGCACAAUAGACAAAACAUACGUGAAGAUUAUGUACCGAGCUCGCGACAUAGUCAACUGCGUGGAGACUUGCACAUCCGAUGAUACGCUCAAACAGUUAUUGCCGCAUCUAUUUGAACAGUUAGAAGCUUGUCAAAAAUCACUCACUGGUUAUCUCGAGACGAAGCGAUUGAUAUUCCCAAGGUUCUUUUUCGUGUCCGACCCGGUGUUGCUAGAAAUCCUUGGACAGGCAUCCGAUCCCCAUUCUAUACAGCCUCACCUGCCGAGCAUCUUCGACGCGAUGUACACGGUCGACUUCGAUGACAAGGAAAGGAUAAUCAAUAUGAAUUCCGAUAAUGGCGAGACCAUUCCUUUGGAACGACCUGUCGCUUGUAUUGGAGGUGUAGAGAUUUGGUUGAACACUUUGCUGGACACAAUGAAAGAUACUGUUAGGAAUAUGAUUGCCAACAUUUCUCAAACGAUGGCCGGUGAUCCAGAAUUUGAGUUUUUGGUCGGCUUUUGGAAUUUUCCAGGACAGGCUGGCUUGUUAGGUAUGCAAAUCUUGUGGACCAGUGAUGCAGAAUAUGCACUAAAGAAGGCAAGAGCUGACCGGUUUAUUAUGAGGCUGACCAAUCAGAAAUUCCUUGAUUUAUUGAAUGGACUAAUCGAUUUGACGGUCAAAGAUUUAGUGCCUUUAGACAGAACUAGAGUCGAAACUAUGAUUACGAUUCAUGUACAUCAAAGAGACAUCUUUGAUGAUUUGGUACGGAUGAGAAUAAAAUCACCUAUAGACUUUGAGUGGCAGAAGCAGGCUCGGUUCUAUUACUUUGAAGACACUGAUGAUUGUAUUGUGUCAAUUACCGAUGUAGAUUUCUUGUAUCAGAACGAGUACCUCGGCAUUACAGAGCGGUUAGUAAUUACGCCACUGACGGACCGCUGCUACAUCACGCUCUCGCAGGCUAUCGGUAUGAGUAUGGGCGGUGCGCCCGCCGGGCCCGCUGGCACUGGCAAGACUGAGACUACCAAAGACAUGGGCAGAACGCUUGGAAAACUCGUCAUUGUGUUCAACUGCUCAGAUCAGAUGGACUUUAGAGGCUUAGGCCGUAUUUACAAAGGGCUAGCGCAAUCAGGAACAUGGGGUUGCUUUGAUGAAUUCAAUCGCAUUGAGCUUCCCGUAUUAUCCGUAGCAGCGCAGCAGAUUUAUAUCUGCCUUACUGCAAGAAGGGAAAAGCGAGAAUUCUUUGUAUUUAGUGAUGGCGACGUAGUAAGUCUAAAUCCUGAGUUUGCAUUCAUUAUCACCAUGAAUCCUGGGUAUGCGGGUCGUCAAGAACUCCCGGAGAACCUGAAGAUCCAAUUCCGUUCCGUAGCCAUGAUGGUGCCUGACAGACAGAUCAUUAUCAGGGUCAAGCUGGCUAGUUGUGGUUUCAAGGAGAAUAUACUAUUGGCUCGCAAAUUCUUUACUCUAUACAAACUGUGCGAAGAGCAGUUGUCUAAGCAGGUGCAUUACGACUUUGGUCUACGAAAUAUUCUCUCUGUAUUAAGGACCAUGGGCUCACAGAAACGAGCGAACCCUGAGAGUACUGAGGAGAACAUUAUGAUGAGAGUGUUGAAGGAAAUGAAUGUAUCUAAAUUAGUAGACGAAGAUGAACCAUUGUUUGUGUCUUUGAUUGAAGAUUUGUUCCCUGGUAUUAAACUAAGUCAAACUGUGCACAGAGAAAUGCAACGUGCCAUAAACUUGGUAACAGAACGGACUGGUUUAGUUAACCACCCGGAUUGGAACUUGAAGAUCAUUCAGUUGUAUGAAACAUCGCUCGUACGGCACGGUUUAAUGACCAUGGGUCCUACUGGUUCUGGGAAAACCACGUGCAUCCAUACUUUGAUGGCAGCGCUAACGGAAGUUGGUAGACCGCAUAAAGAAAUGAGGAUGAAUCCCAAGGCUAUAACUGCUCCACAAAUGUUUGGCCGAUUGGAUGUGGCAACUAAUGACUGGACAGAUGGAAUAUUUUCGACUUUGUGGAGAAGAGCUUUGAAAGUGAAAAAGUCUGAUACUACUUGGAUUGUAUUAGAUGGUCCUGUGGAUGCCGUAUGGAUUGAGAACCUAAAUUCCGUACUUGAUGACAAUAAAACUUUGACAUUGGCCAAUGGUGAUCGUAUUACUAUGGCACAGAACAGUAAACUUGUGUUCGAGCCUGAUAAUGUAGAUAAUGCUUCUCCAGCUACUGUCAGUAGGAUGGGAAUGGUGUUUCUAUCAUCAUCUGUACUCAAGUGGCAGCCUGUACUCGAGGGCUGGUUGAAAAAGAGAUCGCAAAAAGAAUCUGAUUCCCUACGUAAUGCUUUUAAUAAGGUUUACAACGAAGUUCAUAUGUAUGUACAACAAAAGCUACCAGCUAAAAUGAAAUUACUCGAAGCUAUAUAUAUAAGGCAAUGUAUAGAUGUUUUGAUUGGUCUACUGCAGAUAGAAAUUCCUGGUGGUAAAUUGCAUACAGACCGUCACUUGGAGCGACUGUUUAUAUUCGCCAUGAUGUGGUCGCUGGGAGCAGUGCUAGAGUUGGAUGCACGUACACGUAUGGCCGAGUUUAUGACAAAGUUACCCGUCAAAAUGGAUUGGCCUGGGGCCAAGUCUAAGGAAUGGAUCAUGCCUUUUGAGUAUAUGGUCAAUGAAACGGGAGUGUGGCAGCAUUGGUCUGAGAUUGUAGAAGACUAUAUUUACCCGCCAGAUAGUAUACCAGAAUAUGCCUCCAUUUUAGUACCAAACAUCGAUAAUGUGUGCAUUUCAUUCUUGAUCGAGACUAUAGCGAAACAAAACAAAGCAGUCUUGUUGAUUGGUGAACAGGGCACAGCAAAAACCGUGAUGUUAAAGAGUUAUAUGCAAAAAUAUGACAAUGAAGUCAAAUUGUAUAAAAUGAUCAAUUUCUCAUCUGCCACCACGCCUAACAUGUUUCAAAGAAUCAUAGAGUCGUACGUGGAGAAACGUGUUGGUAUGACUUACGGCCCUCCCGGCGGAAGAGGCAUGACUGUUUUCGUCGAUGAUAUCAAUAUGCCUGUUGUCAACGAGUGGGGUGACCAGGUAACUAAUGAAAUAGUACGUCAAAUGAUGGAGUACGGCGGCUUCUAUUCAUUAGAGAAGCCUGGAGAGUUCAUUAUAAUUGCAGAUAUACAGAUGUUUGGUGCAAUGAUUCAUCCAGGUGGCGGUCGAAAUGAUAUACCCCCUCGCUUGAAACGACAAUUUAAUAUAUUUAAUUGUACUUUACCUAGUACGAUUUCAAUGGACAGAAUAUUUGAAACCAUUAGUGCUGGUUAUUUUUGCAAAUCACGUUUCGACAAGAAAAUUGUUGAAUUUAUGCCUAGAUUAGUGCCAGUUACUCGUAUUAUUUGGCAACAAACAAAGGUUAAAAUGUUGCCAACGCCUGCUAAAUUUCACUACGUAUUCAAUCUUAGAGAUUUGUCUCGCAUAUGGGAGGGUAUAUUAUUCAUUAAAAGAGAAGAAUUACCAUCUAUAAAAACUGCUCUUAAAUUGUGGUUUCAUGAAUGCUUAAGGGUUAUUUCUGACAGGUUCACAACAUUCGAGGAUAAAGAUUGGUUUGUAGUAAACUUUUGGAAAACGGCUGCGCAAGAGUUACCGGAUGUGGUAAGCGAGUUUCCUGAGGGGGAGACAUUCUUUGUGAACUUCUUGCGAGAGCCAGUAGAGCCGACUGGAGAUGAGGACGAAGACUUUAGCACUGAUGCGCCUAAAAUUUAUGAAGAACUACCCGCAUGGGACUUCGUAUUGAUGAAGCUUGGACAGUUCCAAGAACAGUUUAAUGAUCAAAUCAGAGGUGCUCACUUGGACCUUGUCUUUUUCCACGACGCUAUGGUGCAUUUGUUUAUUAUAUCGAGAAUCAUAAAUACACCACGAGGUAAUGCAUUAUUAGUAGGUGUCGGUGGUUCCGGUAAACAAAGCUUGACUAAAUUGGCCUCUUAUAUAGCGAACUUCUCCUUUUAUCAAAUUACAUUAUCAAGGUCAUACAAUGUGAACAAUUUCAUGGACGAUAUAAAGUACUUGUACAGAGUUGCUGGUCUUCAAGGACAGGGCAUCACAUUUAUAUUUACAGACAAUGACAUAAAGGAUGAGCAGUUUCUGGAGUUUCUAAAUAAUAUUCUUAGCUCGGGAGAGAUAGCUAAUCUGUUCCCUAAAGAUGAAAUGGAUGAGAUACUGAAUGAAUUAACUCCGAUAAUGAAGAAAUACGCUCCGAGAAGGAUUCCGGUCCCCGACGUUCUUUAUGAAUACUUCAUUAUGCGAUCUAGGUCAAAUUUGCACGUUGUUUUGUGUUUCUCGCCGGUUGGAGAAAAAUUUCGAAGCAGAGCCUUAAAGUUCCCUGGCCUCAUUUCCGGAUCUGUAAUGGACUGGUUCCAGAAAUGGCCUAAAGAAGCACUGAUUGAAGUGGCAUCACAUUAUUUGUCAGAUUUCCAUGUUGUAUGUUCUGCGGAGACAAAGCUACAAUUGAUUGAAAUCAUGGGCAUGGUGCAGGAUAAUGUGGCUGAGACCUGCAUUAUGUACUACGAUAGAUUUAGGAGACAGACACACGUCACUCCAAAGUCUUAUCUGUCUUUCCUGGAAGGGUACAAAGUUUUGUAUAAGGAGAAGCAUAUGAAUAUUGCAGAAAUGGCAAGAAGAAUGACAACUGGUCUUGACAAACUGGUCGAAGCAGCAGCAAGCGUUGAUAUUUUGAAGAAAGAACUGGAAGUGAAAGAACUUGAAAUAAAGGAAGCGACGGCAAAAGCUGAAGAGGUACUCGCAGCUGUAGCUGAAUCAGCAGCUGCUGCUGAAGUAGUAAAAGCUGAAGUGCUGGAAGUAAAAGAUCGCGCCGUGAAGUUGGUCAGUGUGAUUGCAGCGGAAACUGCCAUUGCUGAGGAGAAGUUGGCUGCGGCCAAACCAGCUCUUGACGCUGCCGAGGCUGCUUUACAGACAAUUAAUGCUGCCGAUAUUGCGACAGUGAGGAAAUUGGGCAAGCCGCCGUACCUCAUUACACUGAUUAUGGAUGCUGUCAUAUUGCUAUUCCGAAAACGAAUUGACUCUGUCAGACCUGAUCCUGAGAAACAGUUCUUGAUGGCUUCUUGGGCAGAAUCUUUGAAGGUAAUGGCGGAUUCAAGAUUCUUAAACAAUUUGAAAUUUUAUCCAAAGGAUGAAAUCAAUGCUGAAAUGGUUGAUCUAUUGCAGCCUUAUUUCAAUUUCAGCCAGUACACAUUCGAAGCUGCUAAAGUGGCGUGCGGCAACGUCGCCGGUCUCAUUUCAUGGACCAUAGCAAUGGCACAGUUCUACUCGGUAAACAAGGAUGUUCUACCUUUGAAGGCGAAUCUAGCAAUUAUGCAGGGGAAGUAUCAAGCUGCUAAGAGGGAGCUCGAGUCUGCUGAAGCUCAGUUACAAGCGAAGGAGCGCGAGUUGGCUGCAGUACAAAAACAGUUCGAUGACGCUAUGGCAUUGAAACAAGCGGUACUAGAUGACGCGGCCAAGUGCCAGCAAAAGAUGGACGCUGCCACCGCGCUAAUUAACGGUCUGAGCGGCGAAAGGGUCCGGUGGACUGAGCAAUCUGCUUUGUUUAAGUCGGAGAUUGAGAGGCUGGUCGGCGAUAUAUUAUUGCUCACUGGAUUCCUAUCAUACUCUGGUCCCUUUAAUCAAGAAUUUCGUUCGCUAUUGAUAAGCAGCUGGCUAUCUGAACUGUUACGAAGAAAAAUACCUGUAUCUAUGAACUUGAACAUCACAGAUCAACUUACGGAUACAGCUACGAUUGGUGAUUGGAAUCUGUGUGGACUGCCGACGGACGAGCUCUCGAUUCAAAACGGCAUUAUCGUAACAAAAGCAUCCCGUUUUCCACUGCUCAUCGAUCCACAGACUCAGGGAAAAAUUUGGAUUAAAAACAUGGAAAAGUUUAAUGAUCUAAUCGUUACUACACUAAAUCAUAAAUAUUUUAGAAAUCAUAUAGAAGACUGUGUUUCACUCGGUAGACCAUUGCUUAUUGAAGAUGUCGCUGAAGAGUUGGAUCCUGCUCUUGACAAUAUACUAGAACGGAAUUAUAUAAAAAUCGGAUCUACCUUUAAGGUGAAACUGGGUGACAAAGAAAUCGACGUGACCCAUGGUCAUAAGAUUUACAUAACAACGAAACUACCUAACCCCGCGUAUACUCCUGAGAUUUCAGCACGCACUUCAAUAAUCGACUUUACUGUAACAAUGCAAGGUUUGGAAGACCAGUUGUUAGGGCGAGUGAUUUUAACGGAGAAGGCCGAGAUGGAGGCUGAACGUACUCAAUUGAUUAUGGACGUGACGGCUAACCGAAGAAAAAUGCAGGAAUUAGAAGCGAACUUGCUACACAAGCUGACCACAAUCCAGGGCUCCUUGGUGGAGGAUGUUUCUUUGAUACAAGUGCUUAAUAUCACUAAAUCCACGGCCACUGAAGUAAAAGAAAAACUUGACGUGGCCAAAGAGACAGAGAUAAAGAUCAACGCUGCCCGCGAAGAGUUCCGCCCGGUCGCGACUCGAGGCUCGGUGUUGUACUUCCUAAUUUGCAAUAUGUCGCUUGUAUGUAACAUGUACCAGACGUCGCUCGCUCAGUUUUUAGAGCGGUUCGAUAUAUCUAUGGAAAGAUCGCCACAGAGCCCUAUCACUACCAGGAGAAUCGCAUUUAUCAUUGAUUAUUUGACUUAUGACGUAUUCAAAUAUAUAAGUCGAGGAUUCUAUGAAAAGCACAAGUACUUGUUUACGCUGCUACUUACUCUGAAGAUUGAUUUGCAGAAGGAAUAUAUAACAUACGAUGAAUUCCAGAUAUUAAUCAAGGGUGGUGCUGCGUUGGAUUUGAACGCGUGUCCACCCAAGCCUUUUAAAUGGGUGACCGAUAUGUCAUGGUUGAAUUUGGUGCAGUUGUCAGAAUUACGACAAUAUACAAAUAUACUUAAUCAAGUUACCAAUAAUGAAAAAGGAUGGAAAAAUUGGUUCGAUAAAGAGGCACCUGAAGAUGAGCCGUUGCCCGACGGAUACAAUUCUUUGGACGUGUUUCGGAAACUGUUGAUCGUACGUGCAUGGUGUCCCGAUAGAACACUUGCACAAAGUUUGAAAUACGUCAUACACUCUAUGGGCGCAAGAUUUUCUGAAGCGGUUAUUGUUAAUUAUGAGCAAAUGGUCCUAGAGUCACGGCCUCUUGUUCCGUUGAUUGGAUUCCUUGCAAUGGGCUCUGACCCAACUCCGUCAAUCGAGACGACAGCCAAGCGUCUAGAGUGUCUGUGUUCUUCAAUAUCUAUGGGCCAAGGGCAAGAGGUUCAUGCGAGGAAACUUAUAGAUCGAGCAUUGAAAGAGGGUCUAUGGGUGUUAUUACAAAACUGCCACUUGGGUUUGGAAUACAUGGUAGAGAUUAUGGAACAAUUCGCUGAAUUGGAAAAAGAACCAGAGAAAGUACACGAGUCGUUUAGAUUGUGGAUUACUACGGAAGUGCACGACAGGUUUCCCAUAACUCUACUUCAAAUGUCUAUCAAGUAUACUUGCGAACCGCCUUCUGGUAUAAAGGCUGGUUUAAUGAGAACUUACGACUCCAUGAGUCAAGAUUUUCUCGACUAUAGCGACAGUCCGUUCUACUUGCCGCUUAUUUACACUAUAUCCUUCCUACAUACCGUGGUACAAGAGAGACGCAAGUUCGGCCCGCUCGGGUGGAACAUUCCAUACGAGUUCAACUCUGCAGACUGGUUGGCAUCUUGUAUGUUCAUACAAAAUCAUUUAGACCAACUGGAGCCUGGACAAUCUAUAAGUUGGACAACUGUACGCUAUAUGGUGUCUGCGGUGCAAUAUGGCGGUCGAGUAACAGAUGAUUACGAUACUCGUCUGCUGGUGACUUUUUGUAGAGUCUGGUUCUCAGAUCAACUGUUUUCUGAUGACUUCCAAUUUUACAAAAGUUACGGUAUAAUGAAGUUUAAAAAUAUACCAGAAUAUAUCGAGGAGAUUGAGAAAAUGAAGACGGUUGAUCCGCCUCAGGCAUAUGGUUUACAUACGAACGCGGACAUAACAUAUCAACGCAAUAAGACCCAGGAGUUACUGGACACAAUCCUCUCGAUUCAACCAAAGGAGUCGAGUUCUGGCGGCGGAGAGACUCGGGAGGCGUCAGUUUACAGGCAAUCCAAGGAGAUGCUUGACAAAGUGCCACCUAAUUUUGACCCUCACGAAGUCAGAGAAAGACUAAAAUAUUACGGCAUGUUGAAUUCGAUGGUGAUCUUUUUGCGCCAAGAAAUUGAUCGCAUGCAAAAAGUUAUAUCUCUAGUGAGGACCACCCUAAAAGAUUUACUACUCGCUAUCGACGGUACUAUAAUUAUGAAUGAGGCUCUUCGCGAUUCUCUAGAUAAUAUCUACGAUGCGAAAGUACCGAAAAUUUGGUUGAAAAGUUCAUGGUCGUCGUCGACGCUCGGAUUUUGGUUUACCGAGUUUUUGGAGAGAAACAUUCAAUUCUCCUCGUGGUGUUUCCAAGCCAGGCCCUUUUCAUUUUGGAUGACUGGCUUUUUUAAUCCACAAGGUUUCUUGACGGCUAUGCGUCAGGAAGUAACUCGAGCCCAUAAAGGCUGGGCGUUGGACAUGGUCACCUUACACAAUGACGUUACGAAGUUUACCUAUGAGGAAAUUAAAGCACCACCACCGGAAGGGGUUUACGUCCAUGGUGUUUUCCUCGACGGUGCGGGCUGGGAUCGACGGAAUCUUCGACUUUGCGAGUCAACACUAAAAGUGUUGUACACUCCAUUACCAGUUAUACAUGUGUACGCAAUAAACUCUACGGCGCCCAAGGAUCCUAAACUAUAUCAGUGUCCAGUGUACAAGAAACCAGUACGUACCGGACUGACAUUCAUCACGCCAUUAUGGCUGCCUACUAACAAAAAUCCAGACCACUGGAUCCUCAGGGGAGUUGCUAUCUUAUGCGAUAUCAAGUAGCCUCGAAACGUCAUCCUUUUCAUGAUGUUAUGUUCAUUUACAGUUUUUGAAAUCAAAAUAGGUAUGAUUGUUUAUUCAGAUAUUGGAGGCACAUCAACAUCUGUUAAUUGUAAAUUAUUAAUUAAUUAGACGAUUGUUCUAUAACUGUGGUACUUAUAUUUCUCUAAUCAUUAUGAUGUGUAUUUUUUUAUUUAUUUUAGUUUGUAGUAUG
Messenger RNA from Galleria mellonella (greater wax moth), 15124 nucleotides. RefSeq names its product dynein axonemal heavy chain 8 (gene kl-3). Gene Ontology annotation, cellular component: dynein complex. Lineage: Eukaryota; Metazoa; Arthropoda; Insecta; Lepidoptera; Pyralidae. Gene Ontology annotation, biological process: microtubule-based movement. The record is from RefSeq and is a predicted model, not a curated record. The transcript is spliced from 90 exons. Bases 889 to 14913 code for a protein of 4674 amino acids. Gene Ontology annotation, molecular function: dynein intermediate chain binding; minus-end-directed microtubule motor activity; dynein light intermediate chain binding.